UGCAAGUUGAGUAACGAACGCUGAUUCUAUUUUAUGAAGACUAAGCUGGAAAGUUUGGUUUUAGUCAGAGACUAAAGCUUGGACAGUCAAUAUGUCAGACUCCGAUACGAAAGAAGAAGUUUCUCUUAUGUGUGGCUGGGGCAGGUGUCAACCAAAAUGGCUACAAAGAUUUGCUACAGUUAACUGGUUUCUGCUAUUUCUAUCUUUAUUUUCAAUUUUACAGGGAAUGUUAGUAAAUGGCUUAGUUAGUGCGUCCAUUCCACAUCUUGAACGGGAGUUUGGUCUAACAAGUACAAGCACAGGUUUUAUCAGCGCAUCAAAUGACGUUAGCGGCUUAUUGUGUGUAUUAAUUGUAAGUUACUAUGGCGACAGAGGUCACAAACCAAAAUGGUUGGGAUGCGGAGCCAUAUUAACAGGUAUAGGUGCAUUUUUUUUUGCUCUUCCUAAGUUUUUAAAGGGACAUUAUACAGCCGGAACAGUUUCUAUCCGAUUCCAAGAUUUCGAGACCUGCCAAUCUAACUUGACAAAUACAGACAUAAAUAUUAACUCCUGUGAAAAAGAAAAUGGUUCAAACAUAUACCUGGUCAUCUUCUGUGUAGCCGAGAUGAUUAUGGGAUUGGGUACCGCACCGUUAUAUACCCUCGGCGCUUCCUUUUUGGACGAAAAUGUUUCCCCGAAAAAUAGUCCGAUUUAUAUAGGAGUUUGGCAUAUAAUGACAUUUAUUGGACCAUCCAGUGGGUUUUUUGUGGGUGGAAUCGUGCUAAAUCAUUUUGUUGAUAUAGGAAAGACACCAAGUAAUUUGGACUCGAACCAUCCUCUCUGGGUUGGCCGAUGGUGGCUACCAUUUAUUUUAUUUUGUUGGGUACUGAUCAUUGUUGGCUUUGUCAUGUUGAUGUUUCCAAAGUCUAUGCCAGGCUCGGCUGAAAUACGACAAAAAGCAAUUUCAAACGGUGAUGUUCGAGAGAAAUCAAAAGAACACCAACCUGGUUUAAAAGGAUUUGUGAAAGCAACGGUAGAGUUAAUAAAAAACAGAACGUUAGUGUUAGUUUGUCUUGCUAUGGCAUCCCGAAUUUUAAUUGCAAGUGGAUUGGGUCCGUUUUUUACUAAAAUUACAGUCAUAAAAUUUGGAGCAGAGCAGUCACAAUCCAAUUUUAUCGUUGGCGCGCUUAUCAUAUGCGGGACUACAGUUGGACUGACAAUUGGGUCAGUGGUGAUGCGUCGUAUAAAAGUGAAUAGUUCGGUCAAAGUAGCAGCCAUGAUAUGUAGUGGAUUAUCGUUAUUGGGUGUCGUAACUGGUUUUAGUUUUAUGAUCCCUGGUUGUGAAAACAUAAAAUUAGUUGGGGUGAAUAUUUAUAACCCUACAAGUACUGGUUUCAACCUUGACAAUUCAUGCAAUCAUAACUGCGGCUGUUUAAAAGAAUAUUACGAACCAAUCUGUUAUGACGACUUGACAUAUUUUUCACCUUGUUUCGCUGGAUGUACAAAUAAAACAAAGAAUACUAUUUACCAGAACUGUUCAUGCAUAUCGCCGUUGAGAAAUUCAUCAACCGAAUCAGCGCUGAUUUCAAAAGGCAAAUGUAACUUGAAAUGCAAGAAUGUAGUUCUCUUUGUGUGCAUCCUCUUCCUGAUAUUAGUAUUUGCUUUUGCAAAUGGGACACCCAACAAUAUGAUGGUAUUAAGAAGUGUUCCAGAUAAUCGAAGAAGUUUUGCCAUGGGUUUACAGUUUCUUUUAUUACGUUCACUUGCGAUGUUACCAGGGCCAGUGUUGGUUGGGAAGAUUAUAGAUUCCACUUGUUUGGUGUGGAAAUAUGAUGAAUGCGGAAAGAAAUCUAACUGUGCGGAGUAUGAUGUGGACAGACUAUCAUUAUAUUUGUCUCUUGCACUCUCCACUGUUUCAGCUGUUUCCUUCGUCCUGUAUACCAUUGCAUGGAAAACGUACAAACAACCUAAAUCAACUAUCUACUCCAACAAUAACAAACUUGAUUUCUCCACCGACAACAGUGGGUAUUGUGACGAUACGAAACUGUAACAUCGCUGCGAACUACUUUUCACUGAGUUGCACCAAAUCUUAAUAAAAAGGACACCAUUGUUUGAUAAAAACUGUAAAAUAAUAAUUCCCGUUUGAUUAAAGAGUCAGCAAGUUCAAAACGUAAACGCUCCAUUGAAAAACAAAACAAUAAAAAAUAAAAAUAUAUAUGAAUAUUUAAUAAAACUGAUUUAUGGUCCACAUUGCACGCACUUUUUUAUGUUGUUCACAGGUUGCUGUAUUUUAUAGCAUACAGCAUCUUAGAAAUAAUGAAAUAUACUUUAUUGAG
Messenger RNA from Hydractinia symbiolongicarpus, 2315 nucleotides. RefSeq names its product solute carrier organic anion transporter family member 4C1-like. Gene Ontology annotation, cellular component: membrane. Gene Ontology annotation, biological process: transmembrane transport. NCBI's taxonomy places the organism in Eukaryota, Metazoa, Cnidaria, Hydrozoa, Anthoathecata, Hydractiniidae. The record is from RefSeq and is a predicted model, not a curated record. The transcript is spliced from 10 exons. Gene Ontology annotation, molecular function: transmembrane transporter activity; protein binding. Bases 92 to 2029 code for a protein of 645 amino acids.